AUGCCCACCGUACGAAACCCCAUUCUCCCCGGGUUCAACCCGGACCCGUCGAUCGUGAGAGUUGGAGACGACUACUACAUCGCUACAUCGACCUUUGAAUGGUUUCCUGGUGUGCAAAUCCAUCACUCCAAGGACCUGGCAAACUGGACUCUUGUCACCCGUCCCCUGAAUCGCAAGUCUCAUCUCGAUAUGCGCGGUGACCCAGAUAGCUGCGGCGUUUGGGCUCCCUGCCUCACCCACGACGGGGAGAAGUUCUGGCUCGUCUACACCGACGUCAAGCGCAAGGACGGCUCUUACAAAGACACCCAUAACUACAUCGUUCAUGCGCCCUCUAUCGAGGGACCCUGGUCCGACCCGUAUUACAUCAACUCCUCCGGCUUCGAUCCUUCUCUCUUUCACGACGAUGAUGGGCGGAAAUGGUUUGUCAACAUGAUGUGGGACCACCGCCGUCGCCCUCAUGCUUUUACUGGCAUCGUGUUGCAGGAAUUCGACCCGAAAAUCGGAAAGCUCGUUGGUCCAAAAAAGAACAUUUUCCGCGGUACUGAGCUGGCUUUGGUUGAGGGUCCUCAUCUUUAUAAGAGAAACGGAUGGUAUUACCUCUUGACUGCCGAGGGCGGCACCGCCUACGAGCACGCAUGCACGCUCGCCCGCUCACGCGAUAUCUGGGGCCCUUAUGAGCUUCACCCGCAGAAGUACAUCAUCACGUCCAAGGAUGCGCCCUUCGCUGCUCUCCAGCGUGCAGGCCACGGCGACGUUGUCGAUACCCCCGAUGGGAAGACGUACAUGGUCCAUCUGACCGGUCGCCCAACUACACAAAAACGAAGAUGUGUCCUCGGUCGUGAGACCGCUUUGCAGGAGGCAUACUGGGGAGACGAUGACUGGCUGUACGUCAAGAAUGGGCCCGUGCCCUCGUUGCACGUCGAGGUACCGGGAACUCGGGAUGAUACCGAAUACUGGGCCGAGAAGAAGUACACCUUUGAGAAUGGCCUUCCUCAAGAUUUCCAAUGGCUGAGAACGCCAGAGCCGGAACGCAUUUUCAAGACGGAAGGCGGCAAACUCACGUUGAUUGGGAGAGAGUCAGUCGGCUCCUGGUUCGAGCAAGCUCUUGUCGCCCGGCGGCAAACUCACUUCUCCUACGAUGCCGAGACGACUGUUGACUUUGCUCCCACCGACGAGCGCGAGUUUGCCGGUCUGACUGCCUACUACUGCCGUUACAACUUCUUCUAUUUGACUGUCACAGCACACUCGGACGGCAAGCGGGAGUUGCUUAUUCAGAGCUCCGAAGCGUCGUGGCCUGAGGGCAACCUCAGCUGGCCUUUCGUUGACCCUGUUCCCUUGCCUGAUUCCGGCAAGGUGAAGCUCGCUCUCAAAAUCCGCGGACCAGCACUGCAGUUUUACUAUGCUCUUGAAGGCGAAGAGCUGAAAAAGGUUGGCCCAGUGUAUGACGCCACUAUCAUCUCGGAUGAGUGUGGCGGCCACCAGGCGCACGGCAGCUUUACUGGUGCCUUCGUUGGCGUUGCGGCUUCGGAUUGCAACGGCACAGCGAGAGAGGCUACAUUUGAUUACUUCACGUACCGCCCCGUCCACGAUGAAAGCGACCGUUACGAGAUAUAA
Molecule: messenger RNA, 1614 nt
Organism: Colletotrichum truncatum
Lineage: Eukaryota; Fungi; Ascomycota; Sordariomycetes; Glomerellales; Glomerellaceae
Product: Beta-xylosidase
Biological process (GO): carbohydrate metabolic process
Molecular function (GO): hydrolase activity, hydrolyzing O-glycosyl compounds
Source: RefSeq, a predicted model, not a curated record